Messenger RNA from Pyrgilauda ruficollis (rufous-necked snowfinch), 3311 nucleotides. RefSeq names its product transmembrane 4 L six family member 4 (gene TM4SF4). Gene Ontology annotation, cellular component: membrane. The record is from RefSeq and is a predicted model, not a curated record. Lineage: Eukaryota; Metazoa; Chordata; Aves; Passeriformes; Passeridae. The transcript is spliced from 5 exons. Bases 53 to 658 code for a protein of 201 amino acids.
CUGAAAGAAUUUAUUUUAUCUUCAAUUGUGUUUGCAAUUCCUUUAAAGAAGAAUGUGCACGGGAGGCUGUGCCAAGUGCCUGGGAGGUACUCUCGUCCCCCUGGCUGUGCUCUGCACCCUUGCUAACAUUUUGUUGUUUUUCCCUGGAGGAAAAGUGGCUGAAUACAGUACACACAUUACAGAUGAAGUCUGGUACUUUGGAGGGAUCUUGGGAUCAGGUGUAUUGAUGAUCUUCCCUGCCUUGGUAUUCUUGGGCCUUCAGAAUAAUGAUUGCUGUGGAUGCUGUGGGAAUCGGAGCUGUGGAAAGAGGUUUGCGAUGUUUUCUUCUAUAAUAUUUGCUGCCAUUGGAGUCCUGGGAGCUGGAUACUGCUUUAUUGUGUCAGCAGUAGCCCUAAACAAGGGACCUAAAUGUCAAAGUGGAGGAGACUGGACCUACCCUUUCCAGGCUGGGGAUUACCUUGCUGACCACACGUUGUGGGAACGGUGCACAUCACCGGACAACAUUGUCCCGUGGCACCUGACCCUCUUCUCCUUGCUGCUGGUCAUGAGUGGGAUCCAGGCAGUGCUGUGUGGCAUCCAGGUGGUGAACGGCCUCUUCGGGACCAUCUGUGGGGACUGCAAAUGCUGCGGAUGCUGUGGGGGAGAUGGAACUGUCUAACAAAUAGGAAUAUUGCAGACAACUCUCCUCAUCCUGGGAGAAUCCCUUCUGCAGCUGCUCCACAAAGCAGCCCUCAGAUGCACUGGCUCUGGCUAAGAAGAUGAGACUGAAGGGCUCCUCCUCCCACCAGUGUUAUGAAGCCCUGACUCCCUUUUCAGCCUUCCUGAAAUCCCUCAUCAUGGAAUAAAAUAAGUGAAAUACAACUCUCACAUUCAUAUUUAUUUUUGUAAAACAGCUUCCAUUUAAAAAGAGGGUAUUCUCAGGCAAGAUACAAAUUUGGGUUCCAAUUUUUAUUCAGGUCAGUUAAGUAGCUUGUAAAUCCUCAAAGCUUCCAAUCUAUACAUGAGCACAAAUGCUGUUUAUUAAUCUUUUUGUAGAAGUUCAAUUUAGCUGUAUUUGGCACAGUACUAUGAAAGAGAGAGGAAAGACAAUAGAGAGCUAGCUCAAAGGCAAAACUACCUUUUGGAAAGACCUUUUAAAACUUUAAAAGAAAAAGCUACUUCCCAAAGAAAUCAAGGAGAAAAUAUGAGGGAUUGGAGACAUUUAAGGGAUUCAAAUAAACUAUUUUGCUUCUUUAAAAAAAAUCUGAAACAAAUUUUCACAUACCAGCUUGCCAGGCUGGAUGUCUCAAUGCUUCUCAAUAUUGGCCACAUCUAUUCCCUAAAAUUUUACUACUGAAAAAAUGAUUCUGUGGCCUGUGCUUUCAGAAAAUGCAUGUCAUGUAUUGUGUAUUUACACUAGGAGAUAUCUGAAGAAUCUAGAAGUACUUGAAAGCACUGGAAGCUCUUGAGUAAUAUGCAGAAAUGUUAAACAGUUCGAUAUAGGUACUGAGAAUUAUGUUGUACAAGAUAAUAAAUUACAAAAAAAACCUUUUCAGAAACAGCUGUCUGUCCCACCUGUUCUACUGCACUGCCCAGGAAACUUGAGAGCACCCUUUAUUUCAACACACACUGUGCAGCCAUCUCACAUCUAUUCUUUCAUCUGUGGUGACAGCUGUCCUGCACCUCAUCUCACAUUUGUCCUGUUUGAUUUUUAUGAGGCCUCUGGGAACAAGGAAUGUUUCUCAUCAGCAUUCAACAAAGGGAUGGGUAGCUGCAUAGCAUACAGCUUUGAUAUAUUUCUCAAUAAACAGAAUACAUAAAUCUUUGUGGGAGAUGGGAUAAGAAAUAACAGGCAGCAAGCUGUGAUACCUAAAACCAUAAUCAAUGAGCUACUGCUUCUAAGAGACACCCAGCUACAUGACGGUUUUCUAACAGGAACCAAUAUAUAACUGACACUGACACAAGGCCCACACAUUUCAUCUUGUGAUCCAGACUGCAUUCACACCUUGGCCUUCAGGUGUACUGAAAAGGGUAAAUGAGCCAGAACCAGCAGCCCAGCUGAACUCACACUUUGGAGUGCCAACAACGAUGUUCCAAAAAUCUAUUCAGUUAACCUAACAACUGAGGCUCUCCCCUAGCACUUAAAUUCAAGCAAAUCACACAUCUGUAGUGUCAAUUCUGCAGCAACUGGAGAUUGUUCUGUGUUUUUACUCAGCAGAGCAUCCAGUAAAAUGAAGGAGAGGGAUUAAUCCUAGAACCUCAUAACAGAGAAUGAUGUAAAAAGCCAGUGUUAAUUCUUGAAAAGAAGGCACAGAUAAAGAGAGUGCAGUGCUAGGAAGGGACAGAAAGAUGAUGGUAAGAAAGAAGCCACAAGCAAGGAUAACUGAAAGUGUUAACAGACCACAGGAACCCUGACCAAUUUAAAGACCACACUGUGUUACACUGUGUAGAAAUAUGAACAUACACUAAGACAGAAGUAAAAAUAGUAGCCAAAAGAAAGAAUAUUAGCAUUCUUUGUAAAAUCUCAGAAAUACCCAUGCUGGCUGAAGCUUCAUUUUUCACCCAUUAAAAGUGCCUGCUGGGUGAGCAGGGUGCUGAGAGCAUAGCAACUUCAACACUGCAUGGCACUGUUUUAGCUGAGAGCUAUCACAAAAGGAUACACAUUGGUUAUCUAACAACUCAGAUUACAACAUGUGGAGUAUGGCAUGUGAUUUUGAGCCCAUGCACUUCAGUGGGACAAAACUGAUUAAGCCCCUGCACAAGUGAACUACAUACAGUUAGUUCUCUUUUUUGGUUGUCUUCAAUAAAUAGACUGCAGACAAAUGAUACAUUGGCCACAGGACAGUGUCACCUUUGGGGAAUGAUGCAUUAACCAGAGAUUCUGCAAAAGGUUCAGCUCUAAAGGAGGGAAGUAACAUAUACAAUGUUGAAAAAUUAUUUGCUCAGCCCAGAACCAGGGAUGUUUCCUCACAUCGUUCCAGUCUUGAAUGACCAUCACCUGUCUCCAACUUCAGCUCCCUCUUCAUGGACUGCACAUCACUCAUAUAUGAUGAUGUAUAACCGGUUGCAAGGCAAACAAUACCAAACCCUGGAGCCAUUCCAGCUGUCAGAGGGUGGCAAGGCUGGCUUCUUCCAUUACCUGACAUGGGUGGGGUCUUUGCCCCCAUAUUUUAAUUCAAAUGUAUAUUGAAUAUACAUAUUGAAUAUGUAUAUACAUAUAUGAAUAAUUGACUAUACAAUACAAAAUUGAAUAUUUGAAUUCAAAAUGCAUGCCUUUUCUACAGAAUAGUAUGUCUGCACUGUUAUUCUAAGCAGUGUUUUACCAUUCCCUG